GGUGACUCUCGGCUGGGCAGAGCUGAUGAAUGUCAGUGAUCCCUGGGAGGCUAACCAAGCCAAGCACCUCCUUCUCCUUCCGCUCCGAAAUCGCCUUUGACCACAAUUAAUGCGUCACCUGAAUUCUCUGCAGCAGUUCACAGAGCACCGGCAAAAUUUCCAUCCUUGAGGACCUUGAGUUUGCGGAGGAAGAAAGCAUGGGAGCGGGAGCAAGUGCAGAAGACAAAAAGUCCAAGGAGUUGGAAAAGCAACUCCAAGAGGAUGCUGACAAGGACUCCAAAACGGUCAAGCUCCUGCUGCUUGGUGCUGGCGAGUCAGGGAAAAGCACCAUUGUCAAGCAGAUGAAGAUUCUGCAUCAGGGUGGUUACACAAAAGAGGAACAGAUGGAGUUCAAAAGCAUCAUCUACGGCAACAUCCUGCAGUCGGCUCUGGCCAUCAUCAGAGGCAUGGAGAUGCUGGGCGUGGAUUUCGGCUCCCCCUCUGCACAGGAGAAUGCCCAGAAGCUGCAGAACCUGGCCGACUCCAUCGAGGAAGGCACCAUGCCCGCCGAGCUGGCCGACGUCAUCCAGAAGCUGUGGAAGGACUCCGGCGUGCAGGCCGGCUACGAAAGAGCCGCCGAGUACCAGCUCAACGACUCUGCUGGCUAUUACCUCAACGAAUUGGACAGAAUCUGCAAAGCCGACUACUGCCCCACCGAGCAGGACGUGCUCCGAUCUCGAGUGAAGACCACCGGUAUCAUCGAAGAACAGUUCUCCUGCAAAGAGCUGCACUUCAGGAUGUUCGACGUGGGAGGUCAGAGGUCAGAGAGAAAGAAGUGGAUCCAUUGUUUCGAGGGUGUGACCUGCAUCAUCUUCUGCGGCGCCCUCAGCGCGUACGACAUGGUGCUGGUGGAGGAUGACGAAGUGAACCGCAUGCACGAGUCCCUCCAUCUAUUCAACAGCAUCUGCAACCACAGAUUCUUUGCGCUGACCUCCAUUGUUCUGUUCCUCAACAAGAAGGAUCUUUUCGAGGAGAAGAUCAAGAAGGUCCACCUGAGCAUCUGCUUCCCAGACUAUGACGGCCCGAACACGUACGACGACGCCAGCAACUACAUCAAGACGCAGUUUUCGGAGCUGAACAUGAAGAAGGGCGUGAAAGAAAUCUACAGUCACCUGACCUGUGCCACGGACACAAAGAACGUUGAGAUUGUGUUCAACGCCGUCACGGACAUCAUCAUCAAGGAGAACCUUAAAGACUGUGGUCUUUUCUAAGCAGCGCGCCUCGUACCAGAAGUCAUUUUGGCCCCCCCGCCCCCCCAUAUUGGCGUUGGUGUGCUGACGGCGCACCAGGGAUCCACCAGGGUUUAGCGUAUUCAUGCCGGGCACGGCUCCAUGACGGCACCUCUCCUAUCACGCAUCCAACCACCCACCCCCCCACCCCCCCGCCACCGAGAGAAGGCCAGCAGGGUGUGGACGUGCAGGUUUUACUGGUUUCAGUCCCAAAUACUAGUAGCCGCCAGGAUUUGAAGAUGACCUCAUUGUCCCCUCCGACCUUGGCCGCGCUCCCAUCGGCCCAAAGAGAGUUAAGAUGAAUGUUUGUGUAGCAUCAUUGCAUUCUUGUUUUCUUGGAGUUCCAUAGUUGCUGUUGUCCUGAUUGUUGCCCAGCUAUAUUAUAUUUCAUAUUUCUCAUGCGCUUGCAGAACAUCAGAACACACGACGUACGGUAGUGAUGAGUUCUAUCCACCCAACCUUGGAAGGUAAAAAUAUACGCUCAAAUAUGUUAGACCAUCUUUGUACAUAAGAGUAGUUCAUUCAUGAUAUUGUGAAGGAUAAUCAAAUGUAUAUGCUUAUAUACACAGGGUAACUAAGAGAGAAAGGGGGGCAAACAGUAGAGAGGGGUAAUACUUUAUUAUUCAAAGGGAAUGAAAAUCUCCAGUUUGUCCUUUCUUAUGCAACGUAGUCAUGAAUUAAAGCUGCAUUAACCUCA
Messenger RNA from Doryrhamphus excisus (bluestripe pipefish), 1965 nucleotides. The record is from RefSeq and is a predicted model, not a curated record. NCBI's taxonomy places the organism in Eukaryota, Metazoa, Chordata, Actinopteri, Syngnathiformes, Syngnathidae.